This is a messenger RNA of Vavraia culicis subsp. floridensis, 276 nucleotides long. RefSeq lists its product as uncharacterized. Bases 1 to 258 code for a protein of 85 amino acids. Gene Ontology annotation, cellular component: signal peptidase complex; endoplasmic reticulum membrane. The record is from RefSeq and is a predicted model, not a curated record. Gene Ontology annotation, biological process: protein targeting to ER. The transcript has a single exon. Lineage: Eukaryota; Fungi; Microsporidia; Pleistophoridae.
AUGUUUAAAAACCUGUACAAAACUUUAACACAGCCCAUCGACUACUACGGACAAGACUUGGCUAAAAAGGCAGCUUAUAACAUUCUCCUUUUAGGAUACAGUCUUGCAUGGAUAAUCGGCUACUUCAUGUCUGAUUUGAGGUACACGUUUUUCACGGGCAUUGUGACUGUGCUUGUAGCAUUCGUUGUUGUAGUACCGCCAUGGCCAUUUUACAGACGUAACCCGUUCCAAUUCAAGAAACUAAAGAAGAUUGAUUAAAGCAAUGUAUGUUCCAAA